Fundulus heteroclitus (mummichog) is the source of this 2030-nucleotide messenger RNA. It is a transcript of the gene lyve1b, whose product is annotated as lymphatic vessel endothelial hyaluronic receptor 1b. The transcript has 6 exons. Gene Ontology annotation, cellular component: plasma membrane. Gene Ontology annotation, molecular function: transmembrane signaling receptor activity; hyaluronic acid binding. The record is from RefSeq and is a predicted model, not a curated record. Bases 6 to 1070 code for a protein of 354 amino acids. NCBI's taxonomy places the organism in Eukaryota, Metazoa, Chordata, Actinopteri, Cyprinodontiformes, Fundulidae. Gene Ontology annotation, biological process: cell adhesion.
AAAACAUGGCCAGACGGGGCUGUUUUUUCUCUGUUUUUCUGCUGUUCUUCGCAGCAACGUGGCAGCUUUCUGCCUCCAGUCUGAGUAAAGUCAUGGCUCAGACGGAAAACCUCACGGGAAUCUUCAUGCUGAUUGAUGGAGGAACGUACACCUUAAACUUCACUGAAGCGAGCGCUGCGUGCGUAUUUCUGAACGUCACCAUAGCAACCAAAGCUCAGAUGGAGGACGCACUGCAGCACGGACUGGAGAUAUGCAAAUAUGGCUGGGUGGCUGAAAAGAUAGCAGUCGUCCCGCGAAUAAAAGCUGACAAUAACUGUGGAGCAGGAAAAACUGGGCUGGUAACGUGGAAUGCAUCAGCCGACAGACCGUUUGCAGCGUUCUGCUUUAACGCUUCAGCACUUACAGAUCAGAACCAAGCUUCCAAACCAACCACAGCCAGUCCACAAUCUUCCAGAUCUUCUACUUCACUGGAAGCCCUGAGCCCAACCUCAACGUCUGCUGGUCCUACGUUUAGAUCACCCACCCAGUCCCCACCUUCAGGGGAAAAGCCAGCAACACCUGGGCUGGCCAAACAGGCCCCUUCAGCUUCACCCCCCCUUACAGGGACAACAGACUCGUCUUCCUCCUCCUCCUCCUCCUCUUCCUCCCUGCCCUCACAUAUUCCUGUUUCCCCUCAUCUCCUUAUCACCUCCAUACCCAUCGCUGUCACUUCUGGCUUUUCAACAUCCACUCAAUCCCCCGUUUCCCUUGAGCCAGGGCAGCAACCAUCUGUUAGCUCUUCUCACCUCCUGCUAGAUGCUGCUCACAUCACACUCAUCAGUCUCAGCAUCAUUCUCCUGCUUCUUACAGCCGUGACCGCUUGGUGGUGCUACAAAUCGAAUAACGUCCGUCGGUGUGUCCGGCGCCACAAGGACGAGAUGCAGACAGAGAUGUGGAGGAACGGCCACGAUGAGACGGACCUACACAGUGACGAUGGAGCAGAAAUGGAACUUGAAGAACCAAGCGUGAAGUCCUCCAGUGAUGUCACGCUGUGUGUGAACCCGUGCGUUGAAGCGCGCUCUCUAGAGUAGCUGAUGUCUCGAUCCCGACAUGUUGGCUGAAACACUGCGGACUGAAUCCACCUGCGAACUGCAGGCCGACGGGAGCGAAGCGGCUCUGAGGCUGGAAAGAGACACAUGAUGUACCGCUUGUGGCAGGCGCUGACUUGUUAUCUGAUCUAAGCCGCUUAUCACCCAUGAAGUAGACCAGCCACUGUUUGUUUCCUCUUCACCAACAUGAUUUAACAUUCAUGGUGUUUUAAAAACGAUGUUGCCUGAUUCUAGAAGCAGACAUGUUUAUAUUACCCUUUAAUAUCAAGCACAAUGGUUGGUUUGCAUUUAAGAGAGAAAAAAAGAAGUUUAAAUAUGCAGUCGCAGAGUUGAUACUUUAACUUGAUGCAUGGAAAGCUGUGCUGAUGGAAAUCAGAAGUACCUCCUGUUCCGAUGCUAUGCACCUCAGGAGGAUUUUUAAACACCUGGUUCCUCACAAGGCUGUGAUAUCAGUGCCCAUAACAGGCAUAGCCCCGUCCCACAGAAAAACAAAUUCAUGUUUUUAGCAUGAUUUAGUGCAUCAUUGUGAAGUGGUUACCACCCAGCUGCAGGUCUUUUGUGGCAUGACUGCAUCUAGAGCCUUUUAGUUCGUUUAACUCAUUGUUUAGCCUGUGUUUUGCCUUAGUACACAUUUAGACCAAAACUGGGUUGGAUUUAAGUCUGAGCUUUGACUAGGCCAUCAGAUGACUACGUUUUAAUUUAGAGCAUUUGAUUGCAUUUCUGGCUGUACAAAAUGUCACAAACCAUCACCAGUAUCAUACCCACUGUGUGUGCAUUACCGAUAUAGCAAAGAAACACUUGGUUAGCAAUAAGAAUUAGCAAAUGAUAUUAAUGCAAUCCAGUCAUGCACUGUAUUCUAAUAUAUUUUUAUGCUUGUUCUUUAAAGCAGCGGGAAAUGUUUUGAGGUUGUAAAGAAUAAAUAAAAGCACAUAUUUCUACACA